Molecule: messenger RNA, 2358 nt
Organism: Metarhizium robertsii ARSEF 23
Lineage: Eukaryota; Fungi; Ascomycota; Sordariomycetes; Hypocreales; Clavicipitaceae
Product: Aconitase-like core
Exons: 6
Coding region: 1-2358 (785 amino acids)
Biological process (GO): tricarboxylic acid cycle
Cellular component (GO): mitochondrion; cytosol
Molecular function (GO): 4 iron, 4 sulfur cluster binding; aconitate hydratase activity
Source: RefSeq, a predicted model, not a curated record
AUGCUUGCCUCCAGACAGGUUCUGGGCAACUUGGCCCGGGGCCGCGUCCUGAAUGGCGCUUCUACCAGUCUUCGUCGCAUGGCGACGGUCUCCGAUUCUUCGCUUGACAAGAAGGUUCGCCAAAACAUCUGGGAAGACAACAACUUCAUUAACUAUAAGAAAAUGUCCGAAAACCUGGCUGUUGUCCGCAGCCGCUUGAACCGACCGCUCACAUAUGCUGAGAAGAUCUUGUACUCUCACUUAGACGACCCUCAUGGUCAAGACAUUGAGCGUGGCAAGUCCUACCUGAAGCUGCGACCAGAUCGUGUUGCCUGCCAGGAUGCUACCGCACAGAUGGCUAUUUUGCAAUUCAUGUCCGCUGGCAUGGACCAGGUUGCGAACCCAACCACUGUUCACUGCGAUCAUUUGAUUGAGGCUCAGGUCGGUGGCGAGAGGGAUCUUGCCCGUGCUAUUAGUAUCAACAAGGAAGUUUACGACUUCCUUUCUUCUGCCUGCGCCAAAUACAAUAUCGGUUUCUGGCGCCCUGGAUCUGGUAUUAUUCACCAGAUCAUCCUCGAGAACUAUGCUUUCCCUGGUGGACUGCUCAUUGGAACUGACUCCCACACUCCCAACGGUGGCGGUCUGGGAAUGGCUGCCAUUGGCGUCGGAGGUGCUGAUGCUGUCGAUGUCAUGGCCAACCUGCCAUGGGAAUUGAAGGCUCCCAACGUUAUUGGUGUCAAGCUUACCGGCCAGUUAUCUGGCUGGACAGCUCCCAAAGACAUCAUUCUCAAGGUCGCCGACAUUCUGACCGUCAAAGGCGGCACUGGUGCCAUUGUUGAAUAUCAUGGACCUGGCGUAGACACUAUCAGCUGUACCGGCAUGGCUUCGUGCGCGAAUAUGGGAGCUGAAAUUGGAGCUACUACGUCUGUUUUCCCGUUCAACGACCGAAUGUACGACUACCUCGCCGCUACCAAACGCAAAGACAUCGGCGACUUUGCGCGUGGGUAUGCGUCAGAGCUGCGUGCUGAUGAAGGCGCCGAAUACGAUCAACUUAUCGAACUCAAUUUGUCAGAACUUGAGCCUCACAUCAACGGUCCUUUUACUCCUGAUUUGGGCACCCCGAUCUCAAAAUUCAGCCAAGCUGUGAAGGAGAAUGGCUGGCCAGAAGAGCUCAAGGUCGGCUUGAUUGGCUCCUGCACCAACUCAUCAUACGAGGACAUGUCCCGCGCAGCGUCUAUUGCACGAGAUGCGUUGGACCACGGCUUGAAAGCCAAGGCCGCCUUUACUGUAACUCCAGGAUCUGAACAGAUCCGCGCUACUAUUGCGCGAGAUGGACAGCUCAAGACCUUUGAGGAGUUUGGCGGCAUGGUUUUGGCAAAUGCCUGUGGUCCCUGUAUCGGUCAGUGGGACCGUCAGGACGUGAAGAAAGGCGAAGCCAAUUCCAUUCUGUCUUCCUACAACAGAAAUUUCACCGGCAGAAAUGACGGUAACCCUGCCACUCACUCUUUUGUUACGUCCCCUGAUCUUGUAGUCGCUCUCACCAUUGCCGGCAGCCUGCACUUCAAUCCUCUCACUGAUAAACUCAAGGACAAGGAUGGCAACGAGUUUCUCCUGAAACCCCCCACUGGAGACGGGUUGCCUGUCCGAGGUUACGACCCUGGAAAUGACACAUACCAGGCACCUCCCAAAGAUCGCAUGGGUGUCACCGUGCAAGUUGCGCCAACCUCGGAUCGUUUGCAGGUCCUCCAACCCUUCCAGCCUUGGGACGGAAAGGACGUCAAAGACAUUCCGAUCUUGAUCAAGGCGAAGGGAAAGACCACUACUGACCACAUCUCCAUGGCAGGCCCUUGGUUGAAAUACCGUGGCCACCUGGACAACAUCUCCAACAACAUGCUCAUUGGCGCCAUCAAUGAGGCUAAUGAUGAGGCAAACAAGAUCAAGAACUUUACAACUGGCGAUUGGGACGCGGUCCCCGCCGUCGCACGCGACUACAAAAAGAAGGGCAUCAAAUGGGUCGUCAUUGGUGACUGGAACUACGGUGAGGGUAGCUCUCGUGAGCAUGCCGCUCUGGAGCCUCGCCACCUUGGUGGUCUUGCCAUCGUUACCCGAAGCUUUGCUCGUAUUCACGAAACGAACCUAAAGAAGCAAGGAAUGCUUCCUCUUACUUUUGCUGACCCAGCUGAUUACGACAAGAUCAAGCCUGAUGAUAAGGUUGAUAUUCUCUGCACACAGCUCGCCGUUGGUGAGCCUAUUACAAUGGUGGUCCACCCCAAGGACGGCAAGUCUUUCGAGGUUCCCCUACAGCACACAUUCAACGAGGCUCAGAUUGAAUGGUUCAAGAAUGGAAGUGCUCUCAACACCAUGGCCAAGACCGCCUAA